UUGGCAACAAGUGUACAACACAAAAUGCACUUUUUGCACAUCGCUGGAUUUUGCCGGCUGAUUUUUGUUUUGACAGAAAUAGAACUGAGGAAAAAUCUUGUGCCGGUUUUCUUCUUAUCAACUUUGGGCUUUUGAUUUUGGAAACUAUUUUAAAAACGAUAUCGUUUUUAACUACAAACAUAAUUUGUGAUAUGAAGAUUGCACUUCGACCAUUACUAGGAACUUCAUAUAUUUGUUUACUUCGCUUAGCACUCGGCAGUGUUUCAUCGGCAUCGUCCACUUGUGCAGUACAAAAAAGCAAUACCAUGUCUACAUCAACUGAUCAAUUAGAAUAUAUUGAAGGAUCAAGUUCGGUUGCAUACAUUACAACACCCGAUGAAGUCACCGCUAAGAAACUUGCCCGCUCAGUUGUUGAAGCUAGAUUGGCGGCUUGUGUCAAUAUCAUCCCAAAAAUCACUUCAAUUUAUGUGUGGGAAGAUAAGGUUCAAGAAGAUAACGAAUGCUUGCUGAUGGUUAAGACAAGAACUAGUCGUGUCAAGGAACUGACCAAAUUUGUACGUGAAAAUCAUCCCUAUAGUGUAGCUGAAGUAAUUAGUUUGCCUAUUCAGGAUGGCAAUCCUCCAUACAUGGAUUGGAUUAAAAAUACAAUUAAAGAUGCAUGAAUAAACGAUACAGAUUAAUGCAAAAAAAUCUCGGUAAACAAUAUUUUAAGUCUCAAUAAAAUAUUUCUUGUUUAAAAUAA
Molecule: messenger RNA, 742 nt
Organism: Episyrphus balteatus (marmalade hoverfly)
Lineage: Eukaryota; Metazoa; Arthropoda; Insecta; Diptera; Syrphidae
Product: protein CutA homolog
Exons: 2
Coding region: 192-662 (156 amino acids)
Biological process (GO): response to metal ion
Molecular function (GO): copper ion binding
Source: RefSeq, a predicted model, not a curated record